Messenger RNA from Trypanosoma brucei brucei TREU927, 3333 nucleotides. RefSeq lists its product as hypothetical. Gene Ontology annotation, cellular component: small-subunit processome; Pwp2p-containing subcomplex of 90S preribosome. The coding region runs from base 1 to 3333 and encodes 1110 amino acids. Gene Ontology annotation, biological process: maturation of SSU-rRNA. Gene Ontology annotation, molecular function: snoRNA binding; protein binding. NCBI's taxonomy places the organism in Eukaryota, Euglenozoa, Kinetoplastea, Trypanosomatida, Trypanosomatidae. The record is from RefSeq and is a predicted model, not a curated record. The transcript has a single exon.
AUGAAGGUAGGAUUCAUGGUUGGGAAGACGUAUCUUCGGUAUGUUGUGGGCCCACAGGGUGGUGCUGUCGCGAGCAAUGGUUCCCUUUCAUGUUACAGCAGUAUCACGCGUCCGUCGUAUGCCAAAUCAACGGGAGUGGCGAAGACAACUUACAGUGAACGCAAUAACCGAAAUCAGGGGAGGGAUAAGUCCUCAACCGCGGCUUCUGCUGUGAUUUUCACUGCAAGUCUGGAGGCUGUGCGGGUGUACUCUCUGCGCAGCGGUGUGCUUCAACAUACGUUAAUACCUAGGGAAGGAAAAAUGCCGUUGGAAGUUACCGCCCUCCGUGUUGUACCACUGGAUAUGGUCGGAACAUCAACAGCGUCGGCAACGCCACUGAAUACCCUCAAUCAAAUUGAGCAAGAAGGAUGGAUGCUGUUGGUCGGAUACCACAACGGGCACGUGGCAGUUUUUUCGUGUGGUCCGACAUCGAAUUACGGGGAACCAGUUUGCCGUUUCUACGCCCUCGGUCACAAGAUAGAUACAUCAGUUCUAUCCGUUGCCAUAGACUCGCAGCGCGCUUGCCUUUGUAGCGGGGGACAAGAUACCGAUCUUACCGUGUGGGAUGUUGUGACUCAAGAGCCCUCUUUUCGGUUGCGUGGGCAUCGGGGAGGUAUUGUCGGUGUGGAGUUCGUACCACAACGACGCCCAACAGGCCGUUUAGUAGUUGUCACGGGCUCAUCGGAUGGUCUGAUUAAAGUGUGGGAACUAUCCAUACGUCAGUGCUUGCAGACAAUUGUCGCAUCGGAUACACAAGUGUCGUCUAUACUAAUUGAUGCUACCGGUAGUCGGCUGUACUGUGGCCUCCGCGAAAGUCAACUGAAGGUGUUCAAUACGGAAGAGCUCACUGCAUCAAGUGAAAUGGACAAGGAAUUGGGUGCCGUCACAGAGCACGGAGGUGUUCCGCGCAAACACCAGAAGCCAAUAACUUCUUUUUCCUUUUCAUAUGACGGCAACUUUCUCUUGGCGUGCACAAGCAAAACUGUGGAAAUCUUUCGUAUUCUGUCCCGCGACGAUGUGCGACGGAAGGUUGCGCGGAAACGUAAGCGUCGGGAGGCAAAGAAUAGCGGUAAUGCCCCAUUGAACGAUGUGGCAGAGGAUGAUGGAGACGAGCCCAACGCCCCGGGUGAUGAGGAUAGAAUUGAGGAGAAGUUGCCACCGACGAGAAUAACCACUGAUGGCAAAAGUGAGGCUAAUGACGCGGGUAGCAAAAGCACGCAUUCUGCCCACGCUACAGCCAUGGAAGAGAUGGCCUUGUUACGCACUUUCUUUCUUGACGAGAAGGUGCGUAGUGCUUGUUUCGUUCCUCCUUUCCCAGGCAUGAGCGGUGGCAGAGGUAGUGGUAGUCCUGGACAGCUCCACAUCGCUGUAACGUUUAACAACAAUACAGUGCGCACAUUCACUACUGCGCUGACAUGCGGCGACCCCCCAGCUGCUGCUAUGUGGUCGCUCGAGAACCUUUCGAUGCGCCAUACGAUGGAUUACAGCGGACACCAGUCUGACAUCCGCUCGUUGCAGUUUGUCGACGACGACACGACGUUGCUUUCGUUAAGCUCUGAAAAGCUGAUGAUGUGGAACAUCUCCACGAAAGACCCGGAAGAGGAUCACAGAAACGAGCACGAUUUCUAUGAUGCCGUAGAGGCAAAUGUGAAGCGGGGUGAUAAAACAGGGUCGCUCACAUGUACAUCUCAGGUCGCGCUUGACGAUGCCGUUGCUGUUGCAGCCAUCGCCUCAAACCUGUGCUGUGUAGGGCGUAAAGAUGGGUCCGUAUUGUUGGUUGACCUUCCCGCGGCGGAAACAGUGUUCACAGACACUGCAGUGCAUGUUGGUGGUGUGCGGCAUGUUACUCCACUCCCCGAUAAAAGUGGUUUCGUUUCUGUUGGUGCUGACCGUCGCAUGAUCGUUUGGACUCUUGCUAUGGUGAAGGCUGGCUCCGAUGCCGCCUCUUCUGGUUCUGGCUCUCAAGCAGCGUCUCACCGCCAUAAAAACUCAUCCCCCGAUACUCCAGAACCAACCGAUGAAAACGGGAAUGGAGAGACCGAUACAAAGAAUAUGUCACUUCAGUUACUGCAAAGCGCACAACUCGAGUUAACGGAGAGUCCUUUGUUCGCUGUGUGUAGUGCCGACGGGCGGUUCCUCGCGGUUGGGUUACAAAACACAAACAUUCAGCUGUUCUUUGCUGACACAAUGAAGCCGUACCUUUCCCUCUACGGUCAUAAACUUCCACCUACCGCGGCAACGUUCAGCACUGACGGUACUCUCAUUGCCUCUUGUGGCAUGGACAAAGCUCUGCGACUGUGGGGGACGGACUUUGGUGAUUGUCAUCGUUCUAUUCAUGCUCACGAUGACUACGUGACGGACGUUGCUUUUUUUCGGGAUACUCACCAACUUUUAACUGUUUCACUUGACGGUACACUCAAACAUUGGGACGGUGAUAACUGGAUAAUGAUCCAAAUGUUCCGUCAGCACCAACGGGGUGUGUGGGCGGUUGCGGCGACGGCAAAUAGCACAUGUGUUGCGACAGCGGGAGUUGACAAAUGCAUUCGCUGUUUCUUACGCACCUCUGACAUUGUCUUCCCAGCGGAGGAAGAAGAACGGUUAGCUCAGGAGGCGAUGGAUGAGGAGGCAGCAAAGCGAGCAGCGAUGCAGAGUUUAAAUGGCAUCCAACACCAGCAGGAAGUGGGUGUGGCGGGUCAUGCGACUACGGCAACUGCCGCUGCCGCGGAAAAGAUAAUGGAAGCGCUCGAUUUGGUGUCAGUGGAGCUACAACGACGGAAGAACGACUCGGAUAGUGCUCCCCCAAACCCGCUUCUGGUGAACAAAACCGUCUGGGAAUAUCUCUGGUCCAUCAUAGAAAGUGUGCGACCCAGUGACUUGCGUCACGCGCUGUCCAACCUCACGAGCACACAUGUUGAUGCCUUGCUGGACUACGUCGAGCAGAUGCUGAAGGAACGGGCCGUGCUUAACUAUGAGACCGCUGCGAGAAUUCUGCUCGCUUUGGUUGGCACACCGGCUUCGGUGGCAACAACUCACAUCGCUCGCGUAGCCGUUGCAGGUGAAGUGUCCGAGGCGCGUGGGGCACGCCGUCUAGCCGCCCUCCGCCGAAUGAUUGCUGAAGGCCUCGAUCAAUCAGCAACGCGCAUGGACUAUAACGUUUCCGGCUUGCAGUUUGUUCGUAAGAUACUCGAAGACAGCGAGAAGGCUCGCUUCUUCGACGUGAGCAAAGUCCAGGGGUACAAACAAAGGUAUCACAGUCGUGUCCUCCAUGAAGAGCAAAGAGGAGAGAAGCAUUAA